Molecule: messenger RNA, 998 nt
Organism: Orbicella faveolata
Lineage: Eukaryota; Metazoa; Cnidaria; Anthozoa; Scleractinia; Merulinidae
Molecular function (GO): protein binding; metalloendopeptidase activity; zinc ion binding
Source: RefSeq, a predicted model, not a curated record
UGGAGCAGAACGCUACAGCUAUGCCUAACGUUUAUGAAACAUGGUGUAGCGACAAUCCUGUCUGUAAAAAUUACACAGAGGUCAACUGCCAUGAAGACUGGCUGAAAGUUAACUGCCCAAAGAAGUGCAAAAUAUGCGGCAACGGGACUGCUUCUACCACUACAACACCGCAACAGGUCAGCAAAGAAGCGACCAAAAAGGUGACAGAAAAACCAUACACCGAGCUCUCUGUCACAGUACCAUCAGAGGUGACUAAAUCAUUGGAGACGUCACGAAAGCCUGUACUGGUGAACAUUAAAGGUGAAAAUGGAAAGCCGGUGCUGGCAGACGAAGAAGCAAACAAGGCGCCAAUGGUAGAGACGAUUGUUGUUAAGCUUCCUGCGAACAUAAAAGCUGAAGAUGAAAACGCAGCCCAGAUCAAGAUUAACGGCCCAGCGAAAGGUCAUAUUAACGCGACUAUGAGUCAUGGAACAACCAUCCUUGAAAUACCAGAAGCUCCAUGGUGUAAUGACAAGAGUGAAUGUUCACGAUACUCUAGACACCAGUGUAAUGAUGAUUGGGUUCAACUGAAUUGUCCGCGAAAAUGCCAAUUCUGCAGACCUGUUUGUAAAGAUAAUCCUGAAUGCAGUCGAUACUCGACAGAAAGCUGUGAAAAUGAAUGGAUGAAAACAAACUGUAAGAAGAAGUGCGGAUUCUGUGAAGGAGUAGCAUCCCUUGGAAAAGAUGAAACUGAAGGACCUUGUGCUGCAAAGGAUCAUGAAGAUUGCAAUACCUACCCAAUGUACGCAUGUCACAAUGAAUGGUUGAUAAGGAACUGCAAAAGAAAGUGUGGCUUAUGUCAAGCGCCAACCCAGGCCCCAAUUAGUUUGGCUGCACCUACAGUCCCACCCUCCCAUGGUAGGAAAUUUCAUUGUGUUGUUGUUUUUUACUUUUAUUUGCAUUUGCUUUGUUUACAGUUACUGUUGAUUUACAGUUCCGUUGAUGAACUGAAGGAGUAG